Messenger RNA from Heterostelium album PN500, 3771 nucleotides. RefSeq lists its product as uncharacterized. Gene Ontology annotation, molecular function: ATP binding; protein kinase activity. Gene Ontology annotation, biological process: protein phosphorylation. The record is from RefSeq and is a predicted model, not a curated record. The transcript is spliced from 10 exons. Lineage: Eukaryota; Evosea; Eumycetozoa; Acytosteliales; Acytosteliaceae. Bases 1 to 3771 code for a protein of 1256 amino acids.
AUGGCAAUGUUUGGAGGUAUUUAUACUUCAUUGGAUGGUUAUCUUCAAUGCAGAGUUGAUCCUGCGCGGAGUACAGGUAGAAAAGUAGUGAUCACCAUCAACAUCAAAAACGAUAGUUCACUUGACUUGUUUGUCAUUAUAUCGGAUGACGGUGUACAAGGUUACAACUGUCCGAGAUUUACACAACUCAGACAUACUCCAGCACAUGAGAGUUUAUCGAUAGAGUUGGCCGAUCGUCAUUACCCACUUAGUAUCUCAAUAUUGGAAGCCUCCAACAAUCAAUAUCAAUUCGAACCAAUCUCACUUCCACUUCAGUCUUACUCACUGGUGAUAUCACCGAAUUUCCCUACUGCAUCCUAUACUCCAAGAACAAUCUACGAAACACUACCGAAAAAAAAGAUAACCUUCACACUUUCAAAUGUCACCUUUUAUUUAGUUUCGAAAUUACCAGAUCCAGAUAAUAAUAAUAAUAACCAAACAUUGAUUAAAAAAUAUAUAGUAUUAAAUGACAAAACCAAUGAGUUAAAUAUCUAUACACAAUAUAAUUAUGAAAAAUCACCUUCAACAGAAAGAAGAGCAUCAAAUGAAAUAGCGUCUUUGUUAGCAUUGUCCGGGAGCAACAUUCAAUUAUUAAAACUGUUAUUCUAUGACCACAACAAAAAGAAAUCAAACUAUUCUACGAUAACAGAAUUCGGAAAUAAGAAUAUCUAUCAUUUGUGUGAAUUAUAUCAAAGGAACAAUGAUUAUAUACCUGAAGAGGUGAUAUUAUCUUUUCUCCAAAAACUCUUGAACUACCAGAGAGAGUUAGAAAGUAAACACAUUGCACAUUGUAAUAUCGAUGGAUCCAAUGUCUUUGUUAAGGAUGGUCCCAAUCUUGUUUUGAGUAACUUUGAAUACUCUGUCUUCACUUCCAAGAACAACGUAACAGACUCAUCAUUUAAUCUUGUCUCCGAAGGUUAUGAUAAUACUGGAGAUGACAAAAACAACAAUAAUGUUACAAUGAAAGUUAAAGAUGGCAAGUGUGAUAUUUUAGGAAUUGGAAUGGUUAUUCUAUUGUUAUUAUCAUGUCAUAAAGAGGACCUAAAUAAUUUUACUACCUAUCUCAAUGACAAGAAUAAUAUUAUGAUUUCUUCAGAGAGAUACUCUCAAGAGUUGAUUAGAUAUGUCAAAGAAAAUCUGCUUUGUGCAACACCAACUGACAUAGACACUCUUCAAACAUUGUUGGAUGAACAUAUUAGAAAACAACAAUUCACAAUAAUCUAUAACAAACCAACACCUUUUAGAUUCGACAACAAAUGUAGAAUAACAGUUCUCGAGUUUGGUGAUCAAUUUAACCAAGAAUUGGUAGAACUACCAACAACACUCCAAUCCAUCAACCUUGGAAAUAGUUUCAACCAACAUAUUAAACCAAAUACAUUACCAAGAGGAUUAAAGUCUGUUGUUUUCGGAAACAACUACAACCAACCUUUGGAAGUUGAAAUUCUACCAGCAUCAGUGACUUCAAUCAAAUUUGGAAAGGAGUUCAAUCAGUUAUUACCAGUCGGUGUAUUACCAGUCGAAUUGAAACAAUUGACAUUCGGUGAUAAUUUCAAUCAACCAUUGAAACCACAUGAACUUCCAUCAAAGUUGGAGAAUCUCGAAUUUGGCAAGAGUUUCGACAAGAGUAUCCAGGCUGACACACUACCAGACUCUCUUCUGGCUUUAACAUUUGGAGAGUAUUUCAAUCAACCGUUGCCAGAGGUACCAAAGAAUUUGGUUAAACUUGAAGUAGGAAGUAAAUUCACUCAAGAAAUCGAAAUUACCAAGUUACCAGAGUGUAUUACAACAUUAAAAGGUGUCGGUGGUAAAAAAGAAUGGGUUAGAAUUCCAGAUUCCGUUACAAGUUUGACAUUUGGAAGACAUUUCAAUCAACCAAUAUUGAAAGGAAUGUUACCAAAAUCUCUUGUUUAUCUGGAAUUUGGUUCGGAUUUCAACAAUACAAUACAUCCAGAUUCAUGGCCAGAUGGUUUGGAGGUAUUGGUAUUUGGUAAUUCAUUCAAUCAACCAAUAGAACUCUUGCCAUCAAAGAUGAGUUUUCUGACAUUCGGUAACUCAUUCAAUCAGCCAAUUAGUACCAAAGUUCUUCCAAAUAUACAAUAUUUAUCAUUUGGAUUGGGAUAUGACCAUCCUAUUCCUCCUCUCCCAACAUCACUAUAUGUUCUCCACCUCGAUGAUGGAUAUCGUCAUCAAAUUCAAUCAUCAAUUCUUCCUCCAAACCUUACUUCUCUGACAAUUGGAAGUAAAGAACACAUCGACUAUAUUCAAGCAUUAAAGAAGAACAAUAUCAGCUAUCAUUUCCCAGACAGAUCAGAUCAACACUUUACUAUUUUACAAUUGAAAUGUGACCAGGAAACCACACCAGGUAGUGAGGAAUACACUUUUGUCAACAAAACCAACGAAGAUCUUAUCAUUUAUCUUCGAUCCAAGAACAAAGACAAACAAGAUAGAUUAUCGAAUCAUUUUAUACACAAACUAAAUUCACCUCCAGAACUCAAAAGUCGGAACAUCAUCAAGUUAAAAUCAAAUGAUUAUAUUUCCAUUUCCCAAAUAAUAAUCAUGAAGUUCACAAACAGAACCCUCAUUUCCAAAAUCUUGGAUUUUUCAGAGGUGGGACCAGGUCAAUUUACUUUUUCAAUCGCAGAUUCUUUCACAUUUCUCAGCCAUGAUCAAAAACCUUUGAUGUUUCCAGUUAACCAUAUAUUAAAUCCCAAGGAACUCCAACAUUUGACAAAGGAACUACCUGUUAAUUUAGAUGACAAGAGUUACCACAACGUUUUUACAUUCAGAAAUGGAGCCAAUACUUCACAUCUCUUAAUGGAUGGAGAAACUCAUGAAUUGUUUGUAUGUAAAUAUAUUAAUCGAAAUAUCCAAAAUGAAAUUUAUGCACUCCAAUCAGUUCGAGGUAAAAAGAAUUUCGUUCAAUAUGUAACUCAUGUAUAUGAUCCUUUAAACAAAAAGGUACUCUUAUUGACCAAGUAUUGUAAUGGAGGUGACCUUUCACUUAUAAAAGAAUCAAUAAUCAAUUGGAAUGAGAAUAACCCUCAACAGUUAUAUUAUUUCCCAGAGGACACGUUAUUCUCAUAUGCAAAACAACUGGGAAAAUGUGUCGAAGAAUUGAGCAAAAUCAAAGGUGUAAUUAUACACUGUGAUAUUAAACUUGCCAAUAUCUUUUUGGAAAAUAACCUAUUGGUUCUGGCUGAUAUGGGUUGUUGCAAAUGUCUUGAUCCUAUUAAACUGGCCAAUUUAAUUCCUGAUGGUGCCGACUUGGCUUCACUUGAUUCUGAGAUGGAGAAGGAAACGAUAACAGACAGUUCAGCAGCCACAGUAACAAGCCAAGAGCCAGAAGAGUUACCAACAAUUCUAGAAAUAAACGACAAGAGAAACAUUGAAAAUCAAUGUGUAGAGCUAGUAUCAAGAGGAACUGACGGUUACAGAGCACCCGAAACUCAAAAUAUUGAUAAAGAAAAAAGAACCUAUUCUAUUGCAAGUGAUUUAUUUUCAAUAGGUUCUGUUUUACAUAACUUAUCAACUUUACAUCCAAAGGAUAGACAAUAUCGCAAACAAUUUAUAUCGACUAAAUAUAAAGAGGUUCAUAUAUCAGAUAAUCGAUACUCUCAACAUUUUAUUAUAAUUGUUCGAACGUUGCUAUCAGUAGAUCCAAAAGAGAGAGGAAGCCUUCCAACUUUUCAAAACACCAUUGCCUUAGGUCAAAUGUCCUAUUUAAUUAAUUAA